This is a messenger RNA of Girardinichthys multiradiatus, 4281 nucleotides long. It is a transcript of the gene aebp1b, whose product is annotated as AE binding protein 1b. Gene Ontology annotation, molecular function: DNA-binding transcription repressor activity, RNA polymerase II-specific; RNA polymerase II transcription regulatory region sequence-specific DNA binding; metallocarboxypeptidase activity. Bases 407 to 3889 code for a protein of 1160 amino acids. NCBI's taxonomy places the organism in Eukaryota, Metazoa, Chordata, Actinopteri, Cyprinodontiformes, Goodeidae. The transcript has 23 exons. The record is from RefSeq and is a predicted model, not a curated record. Gene Ontology annotation, biological process: negative regulation of transcription by RNA polymerase II; proteolysis.
CUCUCUCCUGACAGCUGAGGAAUUCAACAGGACUUGCAGACAUAAAGCAGACGGCUUCUACUUAAAACCAGGAGUAUCAAACCCAGUGUUCUUGGGCCCCACCUGCCCUGCCCCACAAUCUGAGGUCUUAGCGCUACAUCUGUUGUGACUCGUCCUGCAGACUUCCCCCUUCCUGCCUUUUCCUCCCCUUUCCCCCUCCGUCGCUGUCUAGCCCAGUCUCAGCCCAGCUGACAUGACACACUGUGGAUGUGGGUACGUGUGGAGCUGAAUGAGGAGACCUCCCUGCUGGAGUAAAACUUUGGAACACAUUGAAAAGAGGCUGAUAGCUGAAGCUUCUGGAGGAUAAAUUGGAGUCAGCUGACAAAGAGACGUAUAAACUCCAAAACCAAAGGAUUUUUUAGCAGAUAUGAAAAGCCAAACCGUGACUGUGUCUGUGGCUCUGCUGGCCCUUUGCUGCCUGCUGAUUCCCAGAGGAGGGAGGAGUGCCGGGGGAAUAGUUUCUCUCCUGCAGGAGAAGCAGACAGGGGAUCAGCUGCGAGACAAGUCCCUGGAUGACCCAGAGAGCGAGCAAGAUCUUGCAGUGAACCCACACCCACUUAGAGGCAGCCUCAAGGCCAAGCGAGAGACAGAAGGGACCUCACAGGCAGGCAUUUUGAGCAGGCUAAGAAGAGCACCGGAGGAAGACAAAAAGAAGAAGAAGGACAAAAAGAAGAACAAAGAACCAAAGGAUCCGAACGCCACCAAAAAGCCUAAAGCUGACAGGAAGGGAAAGAAGAAAGACAGGCAGACAACAACCCUCCCACCCACCACAACAACAGUUCCAACAGAACCCCCCACUGAGCCCCACGCUGAGCCUGACUACUAUCCUGAUUCUGACAAUGACUACUGGAAAUCAGACGAUGACUACUGGGGGGCUGACACAAGUCCAUCUCCAAGCACUGACCCCCCACACCUAUACUGGAAACCAGACGAAGGACAGCCAUCUGACCCCGUGACCGACGCCUACGUUGACUACUGGAAAUCGUUUGAAGAAGAGCCCUCGACUUCACCGCCCAUCUUCGACUAUGACUUCUGGAAGGAAGAUGAUAAGGAACCUUACUAUACAGUGACUGAUAACUAUGACACCUACUGGCGGGAGGUGGACCCGACCCCCGGGGCCCCUGGGAAGGUUGUGACAGACGGCAGCGAUUACUGGGAUGCAACACUUGAGCUUCCAGAUAAUCUGCCAAAUCCUGACCCUGAAGAGGUCAGCCCUGAGAUCAUAGUGGAAGCCCUCCCAGACGAACCCACAACCUCUGCUCCCUUUGAAAGGACCUGGUAUGAUGAUUAUGAUGAAUACGGAAUGAGGAAAAAGGACUAUGACACAGAUGAAAAGUGGGUAGAGAAAGAAAGAGAAGAAGCCAAGAAAGAGAGGGAGAGGGAGGAGAGAGAACGAGCACAGAAACUGAAGGAGGCAGAGGAGCGAGCCAGGAACAGACCACGUGUUUAUAAGGAGCCAAAAAAAUGUCCUCCUCUGGGCAUGGAGUCCCGUAAGAUUGAGUCAGACCAGCUCACAGCCUCAUCUAUGUCUCAGUAUAGGUUCUCUCCUCAGAGGGCACGCCUCAACAUGCAGGGCUCUGAGGACGAGGACAGUAUGAGAGGUGGAGCGUGGUGUGCAAACUCAGAGGACAGGAUCCACUGGUUUGAGAUUGAUGCUCGCAAGGAGACCGAGUUCACUGGAGUUAUAACUCAAGGACGAGACUCCCUGAACGAGAGUGACUAUGUGACAUCCUACUUCCUGGCUUUCAGCAAUGACAGCAGAGAAUGGACCACCAUUCAUGAUGGAUAUGCUGACUGGCUGUUCUUUGGAAACGGCGACAAAGACACUCCUGUCAUGAACCGGCUUGCGGAGCCUGUGCUCGCUCGCUACAUCCGAAUCAUCCCUCAGAGCUGGAACGGCUCUCUGUGCAUGAGGCUUGAGGUCCUCGGCUGCCCUCUGCCUGAUACAGGUGAUGCUCUGUACAGACAGAAUGAGGUGAUUCCUGUGGAUUACCUGAAGUUCAAACAUCACAGUUACUCAGAGAUGGUUGAACUCAUGAAGUCUGUGCAUGAGGAGUGCCCCAACAUCACCAGCGUUUACAGCCUGGGCCGCAGCUCUAAAGGACAGGAAAUCAUGGCAAUGAUCAUCUCUGGCAAUCCCACAGAGCAUGAAAUAGGUGAGCCGGAGUUUCGCUUCACGGCCGGCCUCCAUGGAAACGAGGCAGUGGGGAGAGAGCUGAUCCUGCUGCUCAUGCAGUACCUGUGCAAAGAAUACAAAGACAGGAACCCCAGAACCCAGCGCCUGGUGGAGGGAAUCCGCAUCCACCUGGUGCCCUCCCUCAACCCCGAUGGGCAUGAGAGAGCUUUUGAAGUGGGCUCAGAGCUGAGCAGCUGGACCACGGGACACUUUACUCAGGACGGCUUUGACAUCUUCCAGAACUUUCCUGACUUGAACAACAUCUUGUGGGAUGCUGAGGAUAAGGGCAUGGUGCCUAAACUUACCCCCAACCAUCAUGUGCCCAUGCCAGAAAACUUUGAGUCUAAUUCCUUGAUUGCAGUGGAAACCAGAGCCAUAAUCUCCUGGAUGAAUAGCUAUCCAUUUGUGUUGGGUGCAAACUUCCAAGGCGGAGAAGCAAUUGUGGCCUAUCCUUAUGACAGUUUACGCUUCAACAAGCCUCCCGAGAGCCAGCAAACCCGCAGCCGCAAGAAGAGACAGUACGAGGAUGAAGGUUUUGAUGUGACCGAGUGGGGAAGGGGAUACCAGGAGGAGCCAGAGGAAGAUUGGAGAAGUGUAGGAUAUGCACAGCCGGAGGAAGAGUGGCGGGGUCAUGGGUAUGACCCUGGAUACGACCACGGGUAUGACCACGGCUACAGCCAGGGUUAUGGCCACAGGGAGGAAGAGGAGGAUGAUAGAGGGCGGGGGGCUGGACACCAGUAUGCUGAACCCGAAGACGAGCCCCGGGUAACUCCAGACGAGUCCCUGUUCAGGUGGCUGGCUGUGUCGUACGCCUCCACACACUUGACCAUGACACACAACUACCAUGGAUCCUGCCACGGAGACACACCCGAAGGGGCGCUCGGCAUGGUCAACCGGGCAAAGUGGAAGCCAGUCACUGGGAGUAUGAAUGACUUCAGCUAUCUUCACACCAACUGCUAUGAGUUGUCCAUAUUCCUGGGCUGUGAUAAAUUCCCUCAUCAGAGUGAGUUGGCACAGGAGUGGGAAAAAAACAGAGAAGCAAUGCUAACCUUCAUGGAGCAGGUGCACCGUGGCAUCAGAGGCAUUGUAAAAGAUCAGCAGGGGAAUCCUAUCGCAAACGCAACAAUAUCUGUGGAGGGUAUAAACCAUGAUGUUACCACAGCCCCAACAGGGGACUACUGGCGACUGCUGAAUCCGGGGGAGUACAGAGUGACGGCAAAGGCUGAGGGCUUCUCCUCCGAGACUAAACUCUGCGUGGUGGGUUACGAGCCCGGUGCGACCAGCUGCAGCUUUAACCUGGCUAAGUCCAACUGGGAUCGCAUUAAACAGAUCAUGGCGCUUCACGGCAACAAGCCAAUUCGACUCAGUUACGGCAACUCCAGACCACAUAACCCUUCAGGCAGAAUCAACCACAGAGGUGUGAUGGAUGGCAACAACCGUUUUUCUUCAAACUCCGGUUUAAGUCCUGAGCAAAAGAGGAGGAGGUUCAGGAUUGCCCGUUUACGGCGUAUUCAGCAGCAGAAGUUACUGACGUUGAGAUCGACGACGUUGGCCACAACAACGACAACGACGACAGCAGCUCCAACAACGUCGUGGUACGACUCAUGGCCAAUAGGGGAGGGAGAAUCCUUCACGCCUGGCCUGGAUUAUAACUACAAGAUCGACGACUAUUAAACCAAAACCACUCAGCUUGUUUCAGUAAACGGCCACAGGUUUUGUUAUUGUAGCCCUUGUUGUCAGCCCAGUCUUUUAAAUAAGACAAGCAGUGAGAAUGUACAUGUAGCUAUGGUGAAAAAGAGUUACACAUCACCUAAAAACUAACACAUGCUUAUAGAAAGAUCUGUCCAGUUCAAAGUGUUUUUGUUCCUUUUGUAAAUGUAUGCUUAAUGAAAAUAUGUUUAUUGUGAACACACGUUAAAAACAAACAGUUGAAUUAUUUACACUGUCAUCACUCAUGUCAGUAACAGUUUUUACAGGAUGAUAAGUCGUUAUUGUGUAAAAAGCAGGUCACUAUGGCGGCCCGAUCAAAUGCACAAUUCUGUCUUAAUAAAACUGAUGAUAAACAA